GAGUGAGACAAGCGCACCGUUUUUUGAAUCAAACUUUGCUAGUUUUUACCGUUUUUUAUGCUUUAUAAAUAUAUUCAUGUUUAUUAUUCAUUCCCGAUUAACUAUUAUUCGUUUUAUUCUUCGAUUUUAACCAGAUUCAGGAACAAGACGCCCGGUUUAGGUGUUAUUUAUUACAUAUUACACUACUAGAGGCUUGGUUAUAAGGUAAACUCGUGACAACCUUCCCUUAUCUCUGUAGACAGUAGAUCUGUUUGAUAUAUUUAACAAAGACAAGUUGACCUUAGUUCAGCGUGCCUAUAUCAUUACCGUCAGUCUGUUAGUUUUUGCUAAGAUUUGUUUUAAACGUGAUUUAUCAUGAAUAUCAUGCGGAGCUGCCACGUUUCACUUAAUGAUUUAUUAAAGUAAAUCUGCAAAGAUGCCAUCACCUGUGGAUGUUAUAGUGGUUGGAGCUGGCAACAGAGGAGAAAACUAUUCAGACUAUGCUUUGAUUUAUCCUGACCGUAUGCGGGUAGUUGGAAUUGCUGAUCCAAGAGAUUUUGCUAGAAAGAAAAUGCAGGAGCGUCACAAAGUUGCCAACGAAAACACAUAUGAUGAUUGGCGUUGUUUAGCGAAGAGAGAAAAGUUUGCAGAUGCUGUUUUGAUCUGCACUCCCGAUCGCCUUCACAAGGACCCUGCUGUGGCUUUAGCUAAGAAAGGCUACCAUAUACUACUGGAGAAACCAAUGGCUGUUAAUGAAAACGACUGCUCAGAGAUUGUGGAGGCUUGCAUUCAAAGUAAAGUCAUGCUCACAGUGUGCCAUGUGCUCCGAUACGACCCUGUGAUUCACAAAAUAAAAGUGUUGAUUGACAGUGGAGCGGUUGGAGAUGUCAUCCACAUUCAACAUCUGGAACCGGUGGGAUUUUAUCAUUUUGCUCACUCCUUUGUCAGAGGGAACUGGAGGAAUGAGGCCGAAAGCUCUUUUGCUCUGUUAGCCAAAUCCUGCCAUGAUGUGGAUCUUAUUCAUCACUGGGCUGGUGGGCGAAGGUGCAUCAAGGUUUCAUCCUUUGGGUCCCUUAGCCACUUUAAAAAAGAAAACAAGCCAGCAGGGGCUGCAAAUCGGUGUUUAGACUGUCCUGUGGAGGGUGAUUGUGCAUAUUCUGCAAAGAAAAUCUAUUUGGAUCGAGUGAAAAAAGGGAUUGUUGGCUGGCCAGUAUCAGUGAUUUGUUCCAGUUCGGUUCCUGAUAUUGAAUCGGUGACUGAGGCCCUCAGAACCGGACCAUAUGGCCGCUGUGUAUACGAAUGUGAUAAUGAUGUUUGCUCAAAUCAGGUAGUAAACAUGGAAUUUGAAGGUGGCCUGACUGCUGCUUUAACCAUGGUGGCAUUUACAGAGGAGAUAUGUAAACGCAGAACAAGCAUUUAUGGUAGCAAGGGGGAGCUGACCUAUGAUGGACAUGAGAUCAAAGUGUUUGACUUCCUCACUUCUAUGACCACGAAGCACGCCGCAGACAUGACCGUUCCAGGUAACUUUGGCAAGGGGGGUCACGGGUCUGCAGAUUAUCACCUGAUCAAUUCCUUCAUUUCAGCUGUGAUGCACGAGGACCCGACUAUGAUUAGAUCAGGACCUAAAGAGACAUUAGCAAGUCAUAAACUGGUGUUUGCAGCCGAACGUUCCCGUCUGGAGAGCAGAGUUGUAUUCUGUGAUGACCAGAGGACCUAAUGGAGGACACUAAAUUUGCACUGUCAAAAUUAUUUUAUAUUCUUUUAUAAUCAAAAUUUUUUCGUUGCCGAAAUGAUUUUUUUAUUUUAGAUUUUUUGUGAUUUUAGAAAUAGAAAGUGUAGCCAAAAGAAGUACAAUAACAGUAAAUCUUAAAUUAUAUUGUGUAAGUUUAGUGUAAGCUAAAAAUACUUGAAUGUAUUAAUUUAUUACAUUACUGAAUAAAUAGUGUUUUAUUAAACCACUGAUAUCACUGCUGUAGCCUUUAAGGGAAAAAACAAAAUAAUUUUUUAUAGUCAAUAGAGACCCACAGAGAUGACACUUGAUCAACUUUUGUUAAGCACAGAUAAUCCAAAUGUCUAUGGAAAAAUGAAUGGGCUUGAAUGCAAGAGAACCAGAGUCCCACUAACUUCCAUGUUUUUUUUUCCACUAACUUCCAUGUUGGCCUACAAAAAUAUGUCACCCGUGCGGCACUCUAUUUAGUUUUAUCACUACUUAUAAUCAGAGUCCUUUUAAUAUAACUAAUAAUAUUUUAUUAUACACUUAUUAGAUAAUCAUAACGCUUUCUAUUGUUUGUUUUACAAUAAUAAUUUAUUUGGUGGCCGUCCAAAUUUAGAAAUAUAAAGUUUUUUUUUUACAAAUGAUUUACAAAUAAAAUGUAAAAUUUAAUCUUUACAUUUUGUUACUCUUUGAUUGUUGUCUUUAAAUGGUUAAUAAUGAAGCAUAUUCAGAUCAUAGACUGUGAAAUGACAUUGAUGUAGCUCGUCUUGGCAAUUCAUGCAAAUGUCAACCUUGUUAUGAAAAGUAAAGUUUUUGAAAUAAAUAUUAAAUGUUCUUUGAAGAGCU
Molecule: messenger RNA, 2539 nt
Organism: Misgurnus anguillicaudatus (oriental weatherfish)
Lineage: Eukaryota; Metazoa; Chordata; Actinopteri; Cypriniformes; Cobitidae
Product: scyllo-inositol 2-dehydrogenase (NAD(+))
Molecular function (GO): nucleotide binding
Source: RefSeq, a predicted model, not a curated record